AACCCUGCGGGGUACCGGAGCUCGAUCGAUCAGAGGCGCCUUCUCAACAAGCUGGAAAAUUGAAUCUGCUCGGAGACGGAUUGAUGUCCUCUCCUGCAGGUGGAUUGACAGCGGUGCCAAUUGCACGAGGAAAAGUGGUGGCCUGGUGAAAGAAUGUGGGGAAAUGCGAGCAGGUGAAUUGAGGAGCACGGCAAUGCGACUCGUGCGGAAUUGAAAGUGGAGGGAUGGAAUCACAGGUCGGAAAGAGGAGAAGAGUGGAGAAAGGACGGAAGCAGAAGAAGAAGAAAGCGAAGGUCGAUGGGGUUGUGGGUGGUAGCACAGCUGGAACAGAGAGGAUUCAAAAUGCGCGCAAAACUCGUCGAGAUGAGGAGUUGCACAGUAGUGAGGAUGAAGCCGAUGAGGUAGAUGCUCGGAGAACUACUUUUGAUGACGAGGAAGAUGAAGCAGACGCUGAGACAGCUCAGGAGAAGAGGUUGAGAGUAGCACAGGCUUAUCUGAAUAAAAUCAGGGACUUUGCCAAAGAUGAAUCUGAGGAAGACGAGGAUGCCGAGGAGAAAGAAGAAGCGAAGAGAGGUGCUAGAGAUUCUCUCGUCGCCGAUUUACUCCAGCAACGGCAACUGGAGGAAAGUGGACGUGUGCAGCGCAAGCUUGCCGCAAGAGUUACCGACUCACUCCCUGUGGAGAAGGGCCAAGUCGUUAGUCGAAGACACAGACAGUCUGUGACAGCGGUUUGUAUAACGGAGGAUGAUACAAGGGGAUUUUCAGCCUCCAAGGAUGGCAUGAUAGUGCACUGGGAUAUUGAGAAAGGACAGAGUGAAAAAUAUGAAUGGCCUACCGUUGAGCCCUCGACUUCUGGUAGUGGUGGUGGAAAAUCCUCGACAUUGAAGAAGGGUGGAAGCAAGCAUAUUCUAGCUCUGGCAGUUAGUUCCGAUGGUAGAUAUUUAGCAGCAGGAGGUUUGGGCCGAAUUAUCCAACUGUGGGAUACGAGAACGAGGAAACACAUAGUGACAUUCCCUGGCCAUAAAGGCGCAAUUUCUAGUCUGGCCUUCAGACAAGGGACUCAGCAGCUAAUGUCAGGCUCGUACGAUCGAUCGAUCAAGCUGUGGAGCGUGGACGAUAGAUCGUACAUAGAUACUCUGUACGGCCAUCAGAGUGAAGUCCUUUCAAUCGAUUGCUUGCGUCAAGAACGUGUCCUUUCUGCGGGUCGGGAUCGCACUCUCAGAUUAUGGAAGGUCCCAGAAGAAACUCAGCUCGUAUUCAGAGGCCAUGCUGCAUCAAUAGAAUGCUGCUGUUUUAUAUCAAACUCAGAGUUUUUUUCAGGAUCCGAUGAUGGUAGUGUGGCACUGUGGAACACCAUAAAAAAGAAGCCCGUUUUUGUUGCGAAGAACGCUCAUGGAUCUUUAGCAGGGGAGGCGAAUCCGGAAGGAUCAUCGGAGUCGGAAGAUGAGCCAACCUCGAACGGCCAUGUUAAUGGAGUAGCAGAGAAGAUUACGGAGAAUGGCACAGAAUCUACUGUUGUGGGAGGAUCGGCUACAGCGUGGGUCGGAGCGGUGGCAUCGUGUAGAGGAAGCGAUCUAGUCGCAAGUGGUGCUGGCGAUGGUUUUGUCAGACUUUGGGCGCUAGAGGAAGCUAACAGGUCUUUGAAACCUGUCCACAGCAUUCCAGUGAAAGGCUUCGUCAACGCUCUUGCAUUUGCUCACAGUGGCCGUUUCUUACUCGCCGGAGUUGGGCAGGAGCCUCGGUUGGGAAGGUGGGGGCGGAUUCCCGGCGUUCGUAAUGGGAUAGUGCAGCACAACCUUUAUUCAGCUUAGUAGAUUUCCCUAACGUCCAGUUUCUACUGGACGGUCCAAUUUUGCAUGUAGGUCAAGGAGAAGCCAUGAGGUGGCCUCGAGUAUGAGCUAUUCAUUCUUUACCAUUCAUCAGGUUUUAUUCUGAGUUGUAACACUUUUACCGUCCUCAUAGCGCAUUUCUAUGGUGUAAAGCGUGGCUCGUGGGGUGCGUUUGUGCCUGUUAGAAUCUAGGUUUGACGUCUUCCAGUUAUGAUUGAGGAAUUGAAGUCAGGUACAUCAACACGUACUGUACUAUCCUCGAUAAACAACUAGAAUCUUUGUCAAAUCUUCCGAGUCAUAAUUGUAAAGCACGUACAGAUUCGAGCAAUUGUAAACCAGGCAAAAGAUGUGUCUGGUGGCCUGUCUGCUAACCAGGAUAGUAGAUACAGGAAUUUGAAGUGUCGAGGGACGCCAAGGCCAUACAUCUAGAAACGUUGCAGUCUAAUUUUUUUUCACAUGAGUGCUUUUUUGCUUGUACUUGAUCGUCAUAUCCAAAUCACGUCACCACGGUAAUGUGAACGA
This is a messenger RNA of Marchantia polymorpha subsp. ruderalis, 2351 nucleotides long. NCBI's taxonomy places the organism in Eukaryota, Viridiplantae, Streptophyta, Marchantiopsida, Marchantiales, Marchantiaceae. The record is from the annotation of a GenBank genome assembly.